Molecule: messenger RNA, 1271 nt
Organism: Andrographis paniculata
Lineage: Eukaryota; Viridiplantae; Streptophyta; Magnoliopsida; Lamiales; Acanthaceae
Exons: 12
Coding region: 187-1146 (319 amino acids)
Cellular component (GO): intracellular membrane-bounded organelle
Molecular function (GO): thiolester hydrolase activity
Source: RefSeq, a predicted model, not a curated record
CUACCACCAUAUCCCAACUACCCACCCUACGCUAACACUGUUCCCACAUUAUCCAUAUUCCCACAUUAUCCAUAUUCCCGUUUCCCAGAAUCGAUCCAUUUCGAAUUUAAUUGAAUUGGAGCUCUUUGUUUUUCUUGAAAAAUAAAUAAUUAAAUUGCUCCUUGAAUUUGUUUGAAGGGCAUACUGAUGAUGACGAUGCUUUCUUCUUCUUCACCGAUCUUCAUUCUGAUUCUGAUUCCGUUUCUAAGAACUGCCCAGUCCAUUCCCUUUGUUGUCUUCCAUGGAAUUUCCGACAGCUGCAAGAGCAAUGGAGUCACCGAAUUCACUUCUCUUCUAAGUAACUGGUCAUCUUCUCCGGGCUAUUGCAUCGAAAUUGGAAAUGGUGCAUUCGAUUCUUGGACAAUGCCGUUCAUGAAGCAGACAGCCAUUGCUUGCGAGAAGGUGAAGCAAAUGCGCGAACUCAGGGGAGGUUACAACAUUGUCGGACUUUCUCAGGGCAACUUGGUAGGCCGAGGAGUUGUUGAGUUUUGCGACGGGGCACCUCCUGUGAGGAAUCUGAUAUCGCUCGGAGGUCCACAUGCCGGGGAAGCAUCAGUUCCCUUUUGUGGAGUUGAACUUAUCUGCAUUCUUGUCGACUUUCUACUCGACUUGAUGAUCUACAGCGACUUUGUUCAGGAACACUUGGCGCCAUCAAAUUACAUCAAAAUUCCAACGAACAUCGAGGGCUAUCAUAGUGGAUGCAAGUUUCUCCCCAAGCUUAACAAUGAAAUAUACAAGAAUUCGACGUACAAGAAGCGAUUUUCUAGCUUAGACAACCUCGUCCUUAUUAUGUUUGAGCGCGAUAAGAUUUUGGUGCCGAAGGAAACCUCUUGGUUUGGAUACUACCCGGAUGGUUCAUGGGACACUAUUUUGCCACCACAAGAGACAACUUUGUAUAUCGAAGAUUGGAUUGGUUUGAAAACCCUCGACGAAGCCGGAAAAGUGAAGUUCAUACAAGUGUCGGGAAAUCAUCUUGAGGUCGCAUAUAGUGACAUGAUAGAAUACAUUGUCCCGUAUUUGGUAGAGAAUGUAACUUUGCUACCGAAUGUGUCGGAUAGGUAUGGAUUCGAGGGCACGAAGGUCCUCAAGCUCUACACUUCACAUUGAAGAGACUUAACGAAUUUGAAUUUUUUUUGCAUGGCUAUACAAUUGUCGCGUAUUUGAAAAUUUUGUAUGGCUAUACAGUUAUUUAUUUAUUUAUCGUUGUUGUUAGAAAUUUUGAGGAAAAAUAA